AUGGCAAAAAAAAUGCGAGUUGGAUUUGGUGUUAUCAUCAUAUUUGCGUUUAUCCUUACAUUGAUUGCUCUAUUUACACCCGGAUGGAGAAGUUAUAAGGGAGAUGGUGCCCCCGACUUUGGUUUGGUGUCGUACCAAUGCGGUGACGGUAAUCGAAAAAUUCCUGAUUGGGAGUGCUCUAAAUGGAGUGGCUCUAAAGCUUCACAUGAAAAAGUUGCACUUGCUCUGGUCAUCAUUGCCUGUAUACUACAAGCAGUGGCAGUAGGAUGUUUUUUCGCUCUAUUCUCCCCGAGAUUACGUCUCGGAAUCCCAACAGCAAGCAUCUGCGCCCUAGCGUUCUUCUGUCUUUUCAUUGCAAUUCUAGUAUAUGGUGUUCGUUACAAGAGUAAAGUUGCAUACAUGACUUCGUUGUCUUACGAGCUAGUCGCUGACACAUAUUUGGGUUACGCAUACUGGAUAGCAGUGGUAGCUGCUCUAUUCACCCUUCUUGCAGCGAUAGUAGCAGGUGGUCUAGUAGGCGACCACAGAUUGCCUAUUGACUGA
Strongylus vulgaris is the source of this 543-nucleotide messenger RNA. The record is from the annotation of a GenBank genome assembly. NCBI's taxonomy places the organism in Eukaryota, Metazoa, Nematoda, Chromadorea, Rhabditida, Strongylidae.